ACAAAGGGGCAUUCCUACCCAUCCCCUUCCUCACUAGUUCGGCCAGCAGCAAGGGAAAGGAGGAAAGAACCUCUACAACUUCAUCUCCAUAGCCCCAAAUCCGAACUCAAGCUCAAGGGAGUCCAAGAAGAAAGUUUAAGAAGGAAAAAGCUAGGAAAAAGUGUGAAAAUUAAGGAACUUGAUUUAAAGUAUUUUUGAGCUUUUCCGGAGUUUCGUCGGAGUUGGUCAAAGUUCGCCGGAGUUGGUCAAAGUUCGCCGGAAUUAGUCAAAGUUCAAUCGAGGAGCAUAGAACGCGCUUAAGCUUAAUUAAGGUGUCCUAGUGAAAAUGAUGAAUGUUAGAGGCCUUGCAGACUUGAAGAAGAAGAAACCCUCCAAGGGCCCGAGGGGGACGGACACCGGUGUCCCAAAACCCGCCGGUGACUUCUUCAAAAAACCGGAGGGGCCGUCGGUGGGCCCAAGCACUGAUGCUGCUGCUGCCGCCAAAAGGAAGGGCUCGGGCAGAGAUCCCGAGGGCAAGAAGCCCAAGACCGGGGAUGCCGGGAAGAAAUCCCCCCCGGUGAUCAUUGUUGAUGAAGGCCCUGCCCCCGGGGCAGAUGAGGACAUGCAGGUGGCGAAGGUGCCGCCGGGAGUUCAGGGGCCAUCUUCCGAGGUCCUCAUGGUUUCCCUCCCGGCUGGUACGGCCGUGAUGAACGGUACGGCCGACCCGAGGGCGCUUCUGAGAGGCAUUACCCUCGAGAUUGACAGGGUUGCCCUCGGGGCUGAUGAAGACGAAGCCCUCGAGGACAGGAUCCUCCGGUCCUCCCUCACAACCUGCAUUGCCCUCGGGGAGCAAGCCCGGCGGCUAGAGGAGUGGCGCCUUUGCAAGGCCGAGCAGGAGGCCAAGAUGCGGGAGCUCAUCCGCCAGAAUGCAGACGCUGUUCGGCAGAUGGCCAUGCUGGAGGAGAGCCUUCGGCAGAUGACCCUGCGGGCGGAGGCCGCGGAUCGGAGUAGGGUAGAAGCCGAGAGGUCCGCAGCUGAGGCCUUGGAGAAAGCUGCCAAGGAAGCCGAGGCCGCGAAGGUUGAAGCCGUCGAGAGAGCCCGGGAGGACGCAAUCUCGGGGUUCUUGGCAGGGGGAUGGCGGUCCGAGGAGCACAAGCAAUGGCUGUCCUCGGUCGUCGAGUCCUCGGUCGACGAGUGGUGUGAUGGGCCUGGCGUGGAGUGGGUUUCCCGAAAGGGUAAACAAUACUACGAUGGGGGCGAGUUUUUCACUCAAGCCCUCAUCUAUCGGAGGAUGGCUCGCCACUUGAAGAUCGAGCCAAAGGACUUUGACCCGGCAGCAUACGGGCUCCCCCCUGCAGCCAGACAUCCGCGUUCCUCUUCCCCCCGAUGUCGAGAGGCCAGACCUAGAGGACUCUGAGCUCAUGAAGGAAGCCGAGGGCGACGAACCUGAGGCCGACGCAGAAGUGACCUCGAAGCCAUCGGGGGAGGCGGCCCCCGGGAGUAACAUGAUUUGAUAUGUACUUUUUAUCAUGUAAACAUAUACUUGUAAUGAUGACAUUAUUCAUCCCUCGGCUUCGGCCUGCUUGUAAUUUCACACUUACUCUUGUUUUUUAUGAAAUGCAUGCUGCCUCCGGACUUUUC
Messenger RNA from Cuscuta europaea, 1620 nucleotides. The record is from the annotation of a GenBank genome assembly. Lineage: Eukaryota; Viridiplantae; Streptophyta; Magnoliopsida; Solanales; Convolvulaceae.